This is a messenger RNA of Portunus trituberculatus (swimming crab), 510 nucleotides long. RefSeq names its product 60S acidic ribosomal protein P2-like. The record is from RefSeq and is a predicted model, not a curated record. Bases 161 to 490 code for a protein of 109 amino acids. Lineage: Eukaryota; Metazoa; Arthropoda; Malacostraca; Decapoda; Portunidae. Gene Ontology annotation, cellular component: ribosome; cytosolic large ribosomal subunit. The transcript has 3 exons. Gene Ontology annotation, molecular function: structural constituent of ribosome. Gene Ontology annotation, biological process: cytoplasmic translational elongation.
AACCAAUUAGAAUCCAGUAUGUUGUAAGAAGUGUUCAAGCUGUCCUAUGAUUGGCUGAGCUGAGAGCGAGGCGUAGCUAGAUCAGACUCCCGGUGUUGUCCAUCCUUCCUUCAACACUGCUGUAGCGGCGAAGCUGCACGUGUACUGCACAUCCAGCAUCAUGAGACACGUAGCUGCCUACCUGUUGGCUGCCAUGGGCACUGGCCAACCUAAUGCUGCCUCCAUCAAGGCCAUCCUUGGCAGUGUAGGAGUGGAGGCUGAUGAGAAACAGCUUACUGUCCUUUUGGAUAAAUUGUCAGGAAAGAACCUUGCCCAACUCAUUCAAGAUGGUUCUGCCUUAAUCUCCUCCAUGCCUGCAUGUGGUGGUGGAGUUGCUGCUCCAGUAGAAGGAGCUGUUGCUGCCCCUGCUGCUGAAGAGAAGAAAGAGGAGAAAAAGGAAGAACCAGAAGAGGAAUCUGAUGAUGAUAUGGGCUUUGGUCUCUUUGAUUAAAUAAAAUAUAAUAAAAUAUA